Prunus avium (sweet cherry) is the source of this 731-nucleotide messenger RNA. NCBI's taxonomy places the organism in Eukaryota, Viridiplantae, Streptophyta, Magnoliopsida, Rosales, Rosaceae. The record is from RefSeq and is a predicted model, not a curated record.
AGUUUGUCUCUCUGUUGUAGGAUGUUAUAAUUCUUAACAAGGUUGAUUUGGUUUCUCCAGAGGGUUCUGCGGAUUUUCUGGAGGAACUGGAGAAGGAGAUACAUAGUAUUAACUCACUUGCUAGUAUCAUUCAUUCUGUUCGUGGUCAAGUUGACUUGUCCAAUAUAUUGGACUGUCGGGCCUAUGAUGCUAUGCAUGCUACUCAUUUAGAAUCAUUACUGGUAGAAACUCGUGCUUUGUCUACGCGAGAUCUCCAUGACAGUGGUGUACGAACCUUAUGCAUUUGUGAGCCACGGCAGGUUGAUCUUGAAAAGGUUCGUUUAUGGCUUGAGGAGAUUCUUUGGGAGAAGAAACAUGGCAUGGAUGUAUACCGCUGCAAAGGGGUUUUGAGCGUUCACAAUUCAAAUAAAUUACAUACUUUGCAGGCAGUGAAGGAGAUAUAUGAGAUUGUGCCAACUCGCGAUUGGAAAAAGCAAGAAAAUCAGAUGAACAAGAUAGUGUUUAUAGGUCAUAAUCUAAAUGAGAAUGUUCUUACCGAGUCUUUUCAAGCUUGUGUAAUGUGAUGAAACUGUUUUCAUUUUCGGUUACAGUAGUUUGUUGAAGGUUAGAAAUAAGUAUCUCAAUGAUCUCUUUGUUGAAAAAUCUGAAUUUACAAUUCUGAACUCUCUGAGUCCCUCUUGGGAAAGUUAGAAGAAACUAGCCAAUAAAAAUUUAUUCAUUUUAACAAAAAA